Nelumbo nucifera (sacred lotus) is the source of this 1829-nucleotide messenger RNA. The record is from RefSeq and is a predicted model, not a curated record. NCBI's taxonomy places the organism in Eukaryota, Viridiplantae, Streptophyta, Magnoliopsida, Proteales, Nelumbonaceae.
UUCAGUGUGUCAGAUCCCGGCGAGGGAGUUUGUCGACAUAAUUGUCGUUGACUGGGCAGCCCAGAAAGCGACACAAGAUGAAGGUGCAAACAAAACUCCGAGAGACAUGACUUGCGAGAUAGCGAGGAGUGAGAGAGGAAGAUCGUAAGCGAGAGAGCCUAUAAAUUGAGGGGAGGAUCCAUUGAAGGCGACCUGAUAACCCAUGUGAAUCGGAGCUGUCUAAAAGAUGUAAGUUGCGUACACUAUUUACUAGGGUUCUCUGUAGCUCUUCCGCGUGAAGGUUGAUGAUUAAUGGCUAUCUGAACUUCUGAACGUCUUUGUAGUAGCCUAUAUGCAGUGCUUGCAAAAUUAGAGUUUCUUUGCGCUGGACAGGUCUUUUCAGACCCUUGUGAGAUUCAGAGCACAUCAUGGUUCAGACACUUGAAGCUAUCAAGGGUGGGGGAGGCUCUGUUAGGAUAGGAGCCACUGGAACAAUCAGUUCUCUGAUGACCAGGGAACUGGACUCAAUAAAACGAACACAGACGCUAAUGCCUUCUAGAAGAAAUCCUUCUAUGGUCCCUGUUUCAGUUCCCUGUGGUGUUGCUACUCCAAAAAAACUGCAGCCAAGAAGAAAUUCAACAAGUGAAGCAAGCACUAGUUGCAGCAGCGGCAGCAGCAGUAGCAACAAAACCAACUAUAGGAGCACUGGAAAUACGCAGAAAACAAGGCACAAUGUCGGAAAAAAUGUACAUCGCAUUCCCAUGCUUAGCUCUGAUGACAUCACUGUAGAUAGAACUCCUAACAGAGGAAAACCUGAUAAAAAGGCACCUUACAUUGUUGAAGUUGUGGAUAUAAAAUGUGGGAAUCCUGACAAAGCUUGGUCGACUCCUAUAACCAAUCGUCUGAAGAAGCUCAACUUCUCCAAGCUCUCCGAGACCAUUGCCUAAAACUGCAACCUCAGAUCAGUUUUCAGGUUUCUGUAACUGAAUCCAGGAAUUCCAUUUGGCAGCUGGUUGGUAUCUGUAACUUCCACCACAGAGCAGAUGUUUAGUAGAAAUGUACUACCUCGACUCUUCUUCUUCCUUGAAGUCAUGGUUAGAAAGCUGAAUUUUGGUCUGGAAUUACCACUGGUGGAGCCCAUAUCUGUAAUCUGAGCAUGAGGUUUCUUGGAGCUUCGACAGGGAUCCGACCGAAGUCUGCUGAAGUACUCAAUUUCCUGCAAUACUAGGGAUCCAACAGUGCCUCGGGUGCCUACCUCCACUGGAGCUGUAAUUGCCAUGCUUAGUCGGGGAUGGGUGGCUGUGGUGCAGGCUUUAUAAAUCGUGCUUGUUCUGGUAGGAUUGAUGUGGGAGAGCUUGUGCUUGUGAAUGAAGGGUUUCUGGGUUAUGUCUGGGGACUCUUGGUGGGGGAAUUCCGUUUGAGUUUGGGGCAUUUACAGCAGGUUGGCCUUUACAGCUUAACCUCGUGACAAGCUUUAUCAACAUUCCAAAGCGCGGACAGCAUGAGAUAUUGCAGCUUUGGAGGAUUUGGUUUUGAUAUGUGGUCAUCAUAUUCUUGUGGUUGCUAUCAAGACGUUGGGAUUCCAAAAACAAACUUUUUACCCUCUCUCCAUCAAGACAUUUGAGUUCCAAAACCAACUUUUUACGCUGUUACAAAUUUAAUUUUCCUGCUCUCCUCAUGUGGCUUGUAGUUGUAGACAAUUAAUUCUUAGUGUGAUCAUAAUCUAAUUAGUAUUGGAUGGUAUGCAAUUUGGCAUGUAAUACACUAGAGUUGGCAUGGGAUCUCUUAAACUUUGAUCUAAACACCCUAUCAUAAUCAUAAUGGGAAGGUGACUGCAAACUUAGCGCGAA